UGCCUCGCAAGUAAGAGGCAAACAGGAAGGGCUUCACCAGUGUCCAGUCGCGUCUGGAUGACGUAAGCGAAGCAGCUGUAAGGAUCUCCUCCAGAGGAGGGAUUCCCCGACUUCACAGGAAGGAGCGAUUCUCGUUUUGUUGAGCAGGUUCAUCUGCAACCAUGGCCCAAUACAAAGGAGCUGCCAGCGAAGCUGGCCGGGCUCUCCAGCUGAUGAAGAAGAGAGAGAGGCAGCGGGAACAUAUGGAACAGAUGCGGCAGCGCAUUGCUGAGGAGAACAUCAUGAAGUCAAACAUUGACAAGAAGUUUUCUGCCCAUUAUGAUGCCGUGGAAGCAGAGCUAAAAUCCAGCACUGUUGGCCUGGUGACCCUCAAUGACAUGAAGGCCAAGCAAGAGGCGCUGGUAAAGGAACGGGAGAAGCAGCUGGCAAAGAAGGAACAGUCCAAAGAGCUACAACUGAAACUGGAGCGGAUGCGAGAGCGGGAGCGCAAACAGGAGCAGAAGCGUAAGAUCUCCAGCUUAUCUUUCACUCUGGAUGAGGAGGAGGAGGAAGAAGAUGGCGCUGAGGAAGAGGAUGAGGAGGCAGAGUUGGAGCGGGAAGAACAGCCUCCCAAGAAGAAGAAACUGGGGAAGAACCCAGAUGUAGACACCAGCUUCUUGCCUGACCGUGACCGUGAGGAGGAAGAAAACCGCCUGCGGGAAGAGCUUCGUCAGGAGUGGGAGGCCAAACAGGAGAAAAUCAAGAGUGAAGAAAUUGAAAUCACUUUCAGCUACUGGGAUGGCUCUGGACACCGUCGAACUGUGAAGAUGAAAAAGGGCAACACCAUUCAGCAGUUUCUACAGAAGGCCCUGGAGAUCUUGCGUAAGGACUUCAGCGAACUCCGGUCGGCUGGUGUGGAGCAGCUUAUGUACAUCAAGGAGGAUCUCAUCAUCCCACAUCACCAUAGCUUUUAUGACUUCAUCGUCACCAAGGCUCGGGGGAAAAGCGGGCCGCUCUUCAAUUUUGACGUGCAUGACGAUGUUCGGCUUCUGAGCGACGCAACGGUGGAGAAAGAUGAGUCCCAUGCCGGCAAAGUUGUGCUUCGCAGCUGGUACGAGAAGAACAAGCACAUUUUCCCCGCCAGCCGAUGGGAGCCCUACGACCCGGAGAAGAAAUGGGACAAGUAUACGAUCCGCUGAACUAUCUGUGACAUAUGUGGCUCCAGGAUGCCUCCCUGUUUCUGCUGGUGAUCUCCUUUUUAGCCAAGUCCAACAUUCACCCCAGACUCUGCAGCUGUACUGUCUUCCUCAUGGCAUUGACAUUUGGUGAAAUAAAUGUUGCAUUUCCCAAACUUGA
This is a messenger RNA of Pogona vitticeps (central bearded dragon), 1335 nucleotides long. Lineage: Eukaryota; Metazoa; Chordata; Lepidosauria; Squamata; Agamidae. The record is from RefSeq and is a predicted model, not a curated record.